Cordyceps militaris CM01 is the source of this 969-nucleotide messenger RNA. RefSeq names its product RTA1 like protein. The transcript has 2 exons. Gene Ontology annotation, cellular component: fungal-type vacuole; plasma membrane. The record is from RefSeq and is a predicted model, not a curated record. Lineage: Eukaryota; Fungi; Ascomycota; Sordariomycetes; Hypocreales; Cordycipitaceae. The coding region runs from base 1 to 969 and encodes 322 amino acids.
AUGACUUCCACCACGUCUUCCUUCCACUCCCGUCCCUCAGACGUCUUUGGCGCCAACUCGCCCUGCCACCUCGACAACUGCCCGGUCGAAUGGUCCAUUUUUGGCUACCGCCCGUCGCUGGCGGCCAAUGCCGUGUUUCUGGCCCUGUUUGUGGUCAUUGGCACAGUGCACGCCUACUCUGGCCUGCGCUGGCGCAGUUGGGGCUUCAUGACGGGCAUGCUGCUGGGCUGCCUGUGUGAGGUCCUGGGCUACGUGGGCCGCCUCCUGAUGUGGAACAAUCCGUUUUCCUACAAUGGAUUCAUGAUUCAAAUCAUCUGCCUCACCAUCGCGCCCGUCUUCUUCACAGCCUCCAUCUACGUCACCCUCUCCAAGACCAUCACCUACUUUGCGCCGGAGCUCUCGCGCUUCAAGCCGCAGCUCUUCUACUGGAUCUUCAUCCCCGCCGACGUCGUGUGCCUGAUCCUGCAGGCCGCGGGCGGCGCGCUGUCCACGGUCAUGCACGACGGCAAGCGCACGGGCGUCAACAUCUCCAUGGCCGGCCUGAUCCUGCAGGUCGUCGUCAUGGUGCUCUUCAUCGCCGCCUUUGCCGACUACAUGGCGCGGCUGCUGCGCUCCGGCCGGGCGCGCGACAAGCUCCGCGGCUGGCGCACCGCCGUCUUCUUUGCGGGGCUCGCCGCCGCGUGCGUCUUUGUGCUGACCCGCUGCGCGUACCGUGUCGCGGAGCUCAAGGAUGGCUACGCGGGAAAGCUGUUUCGCGAAGAGUCCCUGUUCAUCGUGCUGGAAAGCGUCAUGGUCGUGCUGGCCGGCGUCGCGCUCCUGUUUGGCAGCCCCGGCAUGGUGUUUGACAAGCCGGCGGUCCGCAACGGCACGUGGCUGGGGAAGCAUAGCAAUAUGGUGAGCGAGGAGGGCGGCUUCCAGAUGGGGGAGCAGAAUGGAAAGAGAUAUGCAGGCAGGGCCGACCAUGUCUAG